Messenger RNA from Bombina bombina (fire-bellied toad), 1452 nucleotides. It is a transcript of the gene AMZ2, whose product is annotated as archaelysin family metallopeptidase 2. Gene Ontology annotation, molecular function: metallopeptidase activity. The record is from RefSeq and is a predicted model, not a curated record. Gene Ontology annotation, biological process: proteolysis. Lineage: Eukaryota; Metazoa; Chordata; Amphibia; Anura; Bombinatoridae. The coding region runs from base 154 to 1239 and encodes 361 amino acids. The transcript is spliced from 7 exons.
UUGCGUUGCUAAGUAUGUACUGUAUCUAGCGUAGCUAUUGCUCAGGUUUACUGCUAUAGUCUGCAUGUAGUACACAAUUAAUCUGCUUUAUUUAAAUGGAUUUCUAAAUGCUAUUGGCUUCCACAAGUGAGUGACAUGAUUACAUGAUAUAAGAUGCAGGUAAUUCGGCAUUCUCCAGACACACUGCGCGAUGCUCUAAUAACAACAGAGAGGCCCCUGAAGGAGUUAUACGAGAAAUACAGCCCAGCAGAGAAACAGCUGCUUAGUGAAGCUUUUCGGCCCAGCAGCUCACUCUUCAGUCCCAUUAUCAUUGAAUCUUCAGAUGAUUGGAUCCCAUCCCAUCCUGAGUCCGCAGAGACCUUCCAAAAGUUUUAUCACAAGCCUCAGAGAUGUGUUCCCACUGCAAAACGUAAAACCAUUUAUGUGCAGACAAUAGGUCCCUUUGGAGACUCAUCUGCUCACACACAGGAAUAUAUAGGCUGGCUGAAAGGCUAUUGCCAGGCUUUUUUCCAUGGUUUACCUGUUAAAGUACAAGGUCCUAUCCCCAUAUCAGAAACUGGCUGCGCAUUUCGAAUCAACGAUUCUACUCAAAAUCUACAAAUCCACGCAGGAGAUCUUUUAAGAUACCUGAAGAAAGGAAAACCAGCAGAUGCAUUCUGUGUUGUUGGUGCAACCAUGAUUGACCUAUAUCCCAGGGACUCCUGGAACUUUGUGUUUGGAUUAGCUUCUGCAACAGAAGGUACUGGGAUCUUUAGCUUUGCCCGCUAUGACGAUGAUUUUUACAGUAACAGUUACAAAGGAAGAGUAAAAAAGACCAAGGAACUUAUUCAAGGAAACUAUUCAGUUUUCAAAGGAUAUUAUACUCCCCAAAUUACUAGCACACUGCUCCUGAGGUCUUGCAAGACUCUGACACAUGAAAUUGGACACAUGUUUGGGAUUAGUCACUGUCAAUGGCUGCACUGUGUGAUGCAGGGAUCCAAUCACUUGGAGGAAUCAGACCGUAGACCACUGCAGCUCUGCCCAAUAUGUCUGCGCAAAUUACAAUGUGCCAUCGGAUUCAACAUCACCGACAGAUACAGGGCUUUGCUACAAUGGAUGAACAAAGACGAAAAUGAUUCAGAGCUUGGAGCGUGCAGCCAAGAGAUGCAGAAAAUACCUAAACCUAUAGAAGCAUUUAAGGACAGCAGAGAACGGCUAAAAAAAUGUAUAAAUAUUCUUAAUACUGCAGCUCAGCACUGACCUUUGACUGUUUCAGACAUCUCUUUAACAGAUCAGACUGUUAAACAAACUGAUUGCCAAACCCAGUGCGGCCUUUAUUAGGUUUGUGUGACAAAAAAAGUAAAAAAAUAAGAUGUUCUUGAUAUUCAUUAAUUCUUGCUCGUGUCCUUUGUCAGAUUAGGUUGUAACCAAGACACCAGCUUCACAAACAGAAUAAAAUGUUACAUAACAAUG